UAACUUGUCCCCACAUAGCAGUAACUUGUCCCCACAUAACAGUAAGUUGCCCCCACAUAGCAGUAACUUGUUCCCACAUAACAGUAACUUGUCCUCGCAUAGCAGUAACUUGUCCCCACAUAGCAGUAACUUGUCCCCACAUAACAGUAAGUUGCCCCCACAUAGCAGUAACUUGUCCCCACAUAACAGUAACUUGUCCCCACAUAACAGUAAGUUGCCCCCACAUAGCAGUAACUUGUCCUCGCUAUAGCA
This is a messenger RNA of Candidula unifasciata, 252 nucleotides long. The record is from the annotation of a GenBank genome assembly. NCBI's taxonomy places the organism in Eukaryota, Metazoa, Mollusca, Gastropoda, Stylommatophora, Geomitridae.